AUGACGCAGCACCAGUCGGACUCUGAGCGUUGUGAACAGAAAGCAGAAAGUAUUGCUAAGAAGCCGAGGGUGAGUGUGGAUGGUAGUGCAUCUGAAGAGGCAAGUUCGUCCGGACUCAACAACAGUCAUGCUAUGGUGACCGAUGGAGACACAGCUGAGGCAGCAAUUAGCCAAUCAGACUCUGAGAACAAAGACCCUUCAUCCAACACACAGUCAGAAGAAUUGUUUCAGAGGAAACGUGGUCGACCCUCCAAGCGUUUUCUUCGCAAGAAGUAUAAGAAGUAUAUAAACCGAAACCGGUACUAUAAAUCCUUGAAACCGCUCCUCAGACCUCAUAAUUGCUGGAUUUGUGGCUCACGCUUCCUCACUCAAGAGGAUUUGCGCUUCCACGUGGACUCUCAUGAAGGCAAUGACCCGGAGCUCUUCAAGUGCCUGCAGUGCAACUAUCGGUGCAAGCGCUGGUCUUCACUUAAGGAACAUAUGUUCAAUCAUGAGGGCAUCAAGCCGUUCAAGUGCGACGAGUGUGAUUACUCAAGUGUCUACAAGAAAGAUGUCACUCGCCACUCAACAGUCCACAACAAAGACAAAAAGAAAAAGACAGAGUUGGUACCAAAAGUGUCAGAGUUCCUCUGCCCUGUGUGUCACAGGGUUUACCCCAUGCAAAAGAGACUGACCCAGCACAUGAAGACCCACAGCUCAGAGAAACCACACAUGUGUGAUAAGUGUGGGAAAUCCUUCAAGAAACGCUACACAUUCAAAAUGCACCUACUGACCCACAUCCAGAGUCUAGGAGACAGCAAGUUCAAGUGUGAAUAUUGCGAUUACACCUGUGACAACAAGAAGCUGCUGCUCAACCAUCAGCUGUCCCACACCAACGACCGGCCCUUUAAGUGCGACUACUGUAAAUACUCCACUUCUAAAGAGGAGUUCCUGGUCUCCCAUCUAGCCAUCAAACACACAGGAGAGAAGCCUUUCUCCUGUCAUCUGUGCCACUUCAUGACAAAGCACAGGAAGAACUUGCGUCUACAUGUGCAGUGUCGCCACCCUGAGACGUUUGACGAUUGGUCUGUGGCCCACCCUGAGGAGCCGGUCAGGAGGCGACGCAGACCCUUCUUCACCCUGCAGCAGAUAGAGGAGCUCAAACUACAACAGCACGGCGACACACAGGAUUUGCAGAACACUAUUGUUGCUGUGGAUUCUGCCACACUACAAGCCAUGCAGGGUUUGGAAAAUGCCUCUGUGUCCCAGGACGCUAUGGGCAACACCACCAUCAUCUAUGAACAAGCUGAAUCCAGUGAUCAAUCCGCCCAGAAUGCCCUUGACCUGCUGCUGAAUAUGAGCAAUGCCCGGGAACUGGUGAGCAACGCCUUACAGGUGGCAGUGCUGAAGUCAGAAGGCAAACCUUUGGAAAAGGGCACGUGGAGUGCAGUGACCUCAGCUCCGGGACAGGCACAAAAGGUUGUGACCUUCCACGUUUCGGAGAACGGUGAGACGGUGCUGCAAGAGGCCUACGAGACGGCCACCUCUGAGACAGGAGAGCUCGCCCAGAUCGCCAUCGAAGCCUACGAGAGCGGGGGGGAUUUCAGUGUGGUGGAACAGGCGGCCGAAGAGAUCCACAGCCCUGGAUACAGUAACGAGGAGGGCAGUCCUUGUCAGGCUGAAGUCUCCGGAUCAGAGAGCAUGAAGGGUGAAAAGUACUACCUUACAUCUGCACUACCUGAUGGUGUUCUGCAACAGGUGGAGCUGAGCAGCGAAGCUCCAGUCUCUCCGUCUGCCAUGGGCUCUCCCGGUUUGAGCACAAAGAGGUUUUCCUGCCGAAUAUGCAUGGAGUCGUUCCACGGACGCUCUGACAUGGAGAACCACAAGAGGGCGCACAUAGACCCCAACACCUUCAAGUGUCCUGACUGUGAUUAUAACUCCACCUCCUGGCUCGAGGUCAAGACUCACAUGGAGCUUCAUUCCUACCUACGCCCUCACAAGUGUCCAAGCUGUAGUUUUGCCUCCAAGAACAAGAAAGACCUGCGCCGACACAUGAUGACACACACCAAUGAGAAACCGUUCUCCUGCAACCUUUGUGGACAAAGGUUUAACCGUAAUGGCCAUUUGAAGUUUCAUAUGGAGCGUCUCCACAGUCAGGAUCAUCUCGCUCGCAAGGCGCGUACCGCUUCAUCUCAGCAAACUAUCAUAGUGAACAGUGAUGAGGAGGCCCUGGCAACACUACAAUCCCUACAGGCUCAUCAAACAGUGAUCACUCCAGAGCGGUUGCAGGCUUUGGGACAUGAUCACAUCAUUGUAGCGCAGGAACAGGGGCUAUCAGACCAGGAGGAGGGGACAUACAUCCAGCAGAUAACCACCAUAGAUGGACAAACAGUGCAGCACCUGAUGACAGGAGAGAACCAGGUGACUGAGGUUCAGUACAUCAUCUCACAAGAUGGAGUGCCGCACCUAAUCCCUCAGGAGUAUGUGGUCGUAUCUGAUGGCAACCACAUACAGAUGCAAGAUGGACAGAUCAUUCAGUAUGAGCACGACGGAACCUUUCUGCAGGAGCAACAGAUUGCUGUCAGUCAUGACGGUCAGAUCCAGUAUAUACCCGUGAGCUCGGGGGAACAGAUUGUGAAUCCUGAAGAUAUGGAGGCCGGUACCCACUCUGCGGUCACAGCUGUAGCAGACGCAGCUAUGACGCAGACGGUCUACACUGAAGCUACACCCGAACAGCUGGAGCAGCUCCAGCAGCAAGGCAUCCAGUACGAUGUCAUUACUUUCACAGACGAAUAGACGGCUUUUCAAACCUACAAACCACUAUGCACUGACAAGUAUAGUAACCUCAACGAAUUCAUGCAUUCAGCUGGCUGUGAACCAUGCUUAUCUCCUCCACAGUAUGCUCUGCUUUGGGGCAGUUGCACUGUUUAAUAAGAUUUUUGUAAAUGCUAAUUGUUGCACCCAUUGCUUCUAACCUAAUCAUAGGGGCUGUGCAUUUAUAAGUUGAUUUAGCAAGGUUGUUCUAUAUUGUAAUUAAUACAAAUCAUUUGUGUUUACGUCCCUCAACUGCCUCUAUUUGCAAGACAAUGUCAUCAAAAGAAAUGAAACGGCUUGUAUCAUGUUUUAGAAAAUAUCCAGAGCGUCCAUGUAUAAACAUUAUAGUUUUUGAAUGGACUGAAAUUAAAAGGGAGUGUUUAUUUUUGAUCUGUUAUAAUGAUGUUAAUUGUUAGAAUGCCUCAACAUUGUGUUUACUAAGUAUAAAUAUGUACAUAUCUGUUGCAUUGUUCUUCUUUUCCAUGAUGGAGGAUAUGUUUCGAUUUGGUGAAUAUAAAGUGUGUAAUAGGCUGAAAGCUGACACCAAAUAAAUCACUU
Notothenia coriiceps (black rockcod) is the source of this 3351-nucleotide messenger RNA. Its product is annotated as zinc finger protein 335. The transcript has 22 exons. The coding region runs from base 1 to 2775 and encodes 924 amino acids. The record is from RefSeq and is a predicted model, not a curated record. Lineage: Eukaryota; Metazoa; Chordata; Actinopteri; Perciformes; Nototheniidae. Gene Ontology annotation, biological process: positive regulation of transcription by RNA polymerase II; brain development; positive regulation of neurogenesis. Gene Ontology annotation, molecular function: RNA polymerase II cis-regulatory region sequence-specific DNA binding. Gene Ontology annotation, cellular component: nucleus.